GUGAGCAUGCGAUUUAUCCUUUUAAAGGUGGAAAAAGUGUAAGCUUGUAGCGGGUGAAGCCGCCGCCCGGGCGCCAUGGCUGCUAUGUGCUAGCAAAUAAUAUUAAUUUGGACUUUGGAGCAUGCAUGUUACUGCAAGUCAAUAGGCUCUCCUCACUAACUCCACUAUUAUAAAGUGGCCCCGGAUGGAGAGCCACAGAUCAGGCAGCGGCGACGGCGACCGACGGUGACGACCCAAUUGACCGGAGAGCAAGAAACUAACUGCAGGAGAGAGCAGGGAGGAUCGACGGCGAUUCAGAGAUGAGCAGGGUUUGCGUCACCGGAGCCGCCGGCUGCAUCGCGAGCUGGCUCGUCAGCAAGCUCCUCGCCAGGGGCUGCGUCGUGCACGCCACCCUGCGAGAUCUCGGUGACGCGAAGAAGACGGAGCUGCUGAGGAGGCUGCCCGGCGCGGCGGAGCGGCUGGUGCUGUUCGAGGCCGACAUGUACGACGCCGACACCUUCGAGCCGGCUAUCGCCGGCUGCGAGUUCGUCUUCCUCGUCGCCACCCCGUUGCAGCACGACCCCCGCAGCACCAAGUACAAGAACACCACCGAGGCCACGGUGGACGCGAUGCGCAUCAUCCUGCGGCAGUGCGAGCGCUCCAAGACGGUGCGUCGCGUCAUCCACACCGCCUCCAUCACCGCCGCCUCGCCGCUCCGGGAAGACGGCGCCGGCGGCGGCUACAAGGACUUCAUCAACGAGUCCUGCUGGUCUCCUCUCAACCUCACCCACGACUUCACCAACGCUUACCUCGACGGCUACGUGUCAUCCAAGUCGCUCUCCGAGAAGGCGCUGCUGAGCUACAACGACGAGCCGCCGGCGCCGGCGUUCGAGGUCGUCACCCUGGCGUGCGCGCUCGUCGGCGGCGACACGCUCCAGCCGCGCCUGUGGAGCUCCAUCCCGGUGAUCGUGGCGCCGCUCACCGGCGACGAGGGCUACCACAACUCCCUCAAGUUCAUCCAGGCGCUGCUGGGCUCCCUGCCGCUGGCGCACAUCGACGACGUCUGCGACGCGCACAUCUUCUGCAUGGAGCAGCCGUCCAUCGCCGGCCGGUUCCUCUGCGCCGCCGGCUACCCCAACAUGAAGGACUACGUCGACCGCUUCGCCGCCAAGUUCCCCGACAUCGAGAUCAAGCUCAAAGAGAUCACAGGGGAGGGGGUGAGGGUGCAAGCUGACACCAACAAGCUUGUGGAUUUAGGGUUCAAGUACAAGUAUGGGGUGAACGAGACGCUGGACAGCAGCGUGGAAUGCGCCAAGAGACUGGGAGAGCUAUAAUGUGAUAUGCAGUAUAUCUAUACUACUUUAAAUGUCUCUAUUACUAAUGACAGUGAAUCCGACACCCUAGUAAAUUUUCGCAGCUUUUUGCUUUACAAAUUAGUCCUGGAUAUACUAGUCUUCCAUUUUUGUUGUGCUAGUCAAUCCGUCG
Molecule: messenger RNA, 1464 nt
Organism: Oryza brachyantha (malo sina)
Lineage: Eukaryota; Viridiplantae; Streptophyta; Magnoliopsida; Poales; Poaceae
Product: putative anthocyanidin reductase
Exons: 5
Coding region: 300-1313 (337 amino acids)
Molecular function (GO): oxidoreductase activity, acting on the CH-OH group of donors, NAD or NADP as acceptor
Source: RefSeq, a predicted model, not a curated record